This is a messenger RNA of Penicillium lagena, 942 nucleotides long. RefSeq names its product Enoyl-CoA hydratase AKT3-1. The record is from RefSeq and is a predicted model, not a curated record. NCBI's taxonomy places the organism in Eukaryota, Fungi, Ascomycota, Eurotiomycetes, Eurotiales, Aspergillaceae. The transcript is spliced from 4 exons. The coding region runs from base 1 to 942 and encodes 313 amino acids.
AUGCCACCGACUACACUCUCAAUCGAUAUUCCCACCUCGUACGAAACGAUCAGCCUCUCCCACAUCAAACUCUCCCAUCAUCCAGCCGGCGCGCCAACCGCCACGCCCGUUCUAGUUGUGACCUUAAACCGGCCGGAGAAGUACAAUGCAUUCACUCCACAGAUGGCUGAUAGCCUGGAGCACGUUUUCCGAAUGAUUCAUUUAGAUCCUCGCGUCAAGGUAGCUGUUUUAACGGGCGCCGGCAAGAUGUUCUGUGCUGGGUCGGAUCUAGAUAUUGGAUUUGGAGAUGGGAAGGGGAGGGCUGUGGAUUUUCGAGAUAUUGGUGGUCGAGUGGCUAUAGCCAUGCAUCGAUGCCAGAAGCCGACAAUCGUCGCACUUCAAGGCUCUGCUGUCGGUGUUGGCAUGACUAUGACCCUGCCAGCUGCUGUGCGGAUCUGCCACGAAGAGAGCAAAUAUGGCUUCGUGUUCACACGACGAGGACUGACGAUUGAAUCCUGCGCUUCGUAUUUCCUCCCCCGCCUACUAGGAUUCUCUCGCGCCAUGUACCUCAUCUCGACAGGCGGUGUUUUUCCUCCUUCCCCUCAGCAUUUCGGGGACCUGUUUGCCGAGGUCCUACCAGAGGCCGCGCAGGUGCUGCCCCGGGCGCUGGCGCUUGCUCAGGACAUGGCGGCGAAUGUUAGUCCGUUGGCAUCGACCAUGAGUCGGGCCUUGAUGUGGGAAGGCCCAGACUCGCCAGAAGCAGCACAUCUGCUCGAGUCCCGGGUUUUUCACCAUAUGAUCGGUCAGCAGGACUAUAAGGAGGGUGUCACUUCGUUUUUGGAAAAACGUCCUCCGAGAUUCAAUACCAAUGUUCACGAUAAUGGGCCGACCGACUAUCCUUGGUGGCAGGAAGUACAUAUUGAUCGUGAGCCUCGAGCUUCGAAGGAAUCGUCCAAGUUGUAA